GAACCUCCUCCGUUUAUGAAAGCAGCUGCCUGCUUGGCAUUUCUCCCAAGUGACCCCAAAACACAUCAAAUCCAGCCGCUAAGUUUUGCAUGGGUGAGGGUGUGUUUGGGUUGAAUUCCAUGUAUACCAGGGCACAAAUCUAGAGGAUGACUAGCUUCAAACAAAGUCCUGUGCAGUUCUCCGAGAAAGCUCACCGAGUCUGCCCGUCCUUCCCUGGCUGGAGUUCCUGGGCACGCUGUUAAGCCAGGAGAAAGAGGAUCUUCGCCAUCCACAGCUCUAUUUUUAACCUCAAUGGCUGUUUUUCUGAAGUCUUGGCCUGCCUGGUCUGCCUGGCCUAAAAAGGCAGGAGUCAAGCUGGGUAAGGGACCUCUUCUGUCUAGAUCCAGGACAUCUUCAGGGCAGAGGAAGGGAGGGGACUCUGACUCUGGUCCUUAAUGAAGGCCAGCUCCAUCCCGUCCCAAGCCAGAUGGCGUUUCGGGACUGCUUCCGAAGUCUGGCGUAUCCUCACAACCCUCGCCCAGCAGACUUGAUUGAAGUCUUCCGUCCUGGCUACCAGCACUGGGCACUGUACUUGGGUGAUGGCUAUGUUAUCAACAUUGCCCCUGUAGAUGGCAUUGCCUCAGCGCUUUCAAGCGCCAAGUCUGUGUUCAGCACGAAGGCCUUGGUGAAAAUGCAGCUUCUGAAGGACGUUGUGGGAGAAGACAAGUACAGAGUCAACAACAAGUACGACACGACGUACCCGCCUCUCCCCGUGGAGGAAGUGAUACUGCGGUCUGAGUUCGUGAUUGGGCAGGAGGUGGCCUAUGACUUACUGGUCAACAACUGUGAGCAUUUUGUGACCUUGCUCCGCUAUGGAGAAGGAGUGUCAGAUCAGGCCAACCGAGCAGUAAGCACCAUUGGGUUUGUGGCAGCCGCUAUCGAUAUCUUCACAUUCCUCGGCUUGUUCCCAAAGAGACAAAGAACAAAAUAUUAGCAGCUUAUUGAAGAGAUUGAAAUUGAAGGAAUCUGCGAGGAGACGGAAAUUCUGGGGUGAAUACUUAUUUUGAACGCAUCAUUAUUUCUCCCGGUCCCCAUGAUGGAUGGCAGACUCUGUAAUAAAUUGCUUGCUGAUUUUAAUCUUA
Messenger RNA from Peromyscus leucopus (white-footed mouse), 1121 nucleotides. RefSeq names its product phospholipase A and acyltransferase 1 (gene Plaat1). Gene Ontology annotation, molecular function: A2-type glycerophospholipase activity; glycerophospholipid phospholipase A1 activity. NCBI's taxonomy places the organism in Eukaryota, Metazoa, Chordata, Mammalia, Rodentia, Cricetidae. Gene Ontology annotation, biological process: N-acylphosphatidylethanolamine metabolic process. Gene Ontology annotation, cellular component: cytoplasm. The record is from RefSeq and is a predicted model, not a curated record. The coding region runs from base 467 to 973 and encodes 168 amino acids. The transcript is spliced from 4 exons.